AUGGGCGACGAAUACUUUGAGGAUGAAUAGUACUCGGGAUUAGAGGAAGAAUAUAACAAUAAUAUCUAUAAUAAUGUCACGUUAUUGAGUGCAAAUGACCUUUAUUAAGAAUUCAAAGGUCGGCUAGAAAUUAUCAAAGAUAAGAUUGGAGAGACAUCUUAAGUUGUUUUAAAUGUACUAAAAUAAAGAUAUCAAGAUAUUAAUCUUUUUCAAUUUUGAAGUUACAACCAUAUAUGACAAACUGUUGCUAAAUGACGAGUCUGGAUAAAUCAAAAUUUAACUUGAGGAAUAAGGCAUUUUCAAGGAAUCCCAUGUGAACAUUAAUGACAACCUCAUUUGUUCAAUUUGUGAAUCGACUAACACUUAAGGUUUUAGUUUAAAUUGCAAUCAUAAGUUUUGUAAGAAUUGUUGGAAUCAAAUGAUUGAGAUCUAAUUCUCAAGUCAAAUACCUUUGGUGAGAUGUUUACAAGAUUAAUGUUUUGAGAGAUUGCCUCAUUCGUUUUUAGAAUAAUACCCUAAAUAUAAGCAAAUAAUAAUUAAGAGAUUUAUGCAACAUGAUGAUUAAAUUACUUGGUGUCCAGGUAAAUUUUUAAGUUAGAACGAUAGGAUUGAAUUGUGAGAAUGUUUUUAAGUGUUUGAAUUUUUCGUAUUCAAUUAAAUGUCCCUGUGGCAUCAAAUUUUGUUCUAAAUGCAGAAAUGAAAAACACCAUCCAAUCCCAUGUGAUAUUCUAAAAAAAGUCUUAGAAUACCAGCAAUCAAAUGAUUAUUGGGCAAUAAUACAUGCAUCUAAGUGUCCCCAAUGUGGAAGACUUAUCUAACGUACAGAGGGUUGCUUUCACUUGAAAUGUUUAUGUGGUUAGCAUUUUUGCUUUAAAUGCUCAGGACCUUGGGCAAAGGAUCAUGAGCAAAGUUUUUACACAUGCCCGUAUAUGAAUACAAAUAAGAAUCCAUCCAAAUAUGCCGUAUAAUUGAAGGAAGAACUUUAGAGUAUUAACAACAAUAUCCGAAUCAUCGAAUAGUCAGUAAAAACGUUGAAAUAGUAAGUUAAAAAGGUUUUGUUAGAUGAUCUUUUAGAGUAUUCAGAGAAGGCUAUAUAACUUUUCAAAACAUCCAAAUCGUAUUAUGUAAUUGAAUAUAUUUAGAUUUUUGUUUUAUAAAUUCCAUUUAAUGGAAAAUAAGGAUGUUCAAAUGUACGAAUAAACACUCUAAUGUUUUCAAGAGGAGUUGAAUAUUUGCUUAUUAAUUAUUCAGAAGAAGGUCUUAGAUGUUCAAGACAAUGAAUCUUUAAAAGAGAGAACGACACUUGAAUACAUCAAUUUCGAGGAUUCAGAAAAGAAAGUCUUAAGGAAUUUAAAAAUAAAAAAAUAACUUAUCAAAAAAUAUAUAAUUGAAACUUUAAUUAAGUGA
Messenger RNA from Paramecium octaurelia, 1407 nucleotides. Lineage: Eukaryota; Ciliophora; Oligohymenophorea; Peniculida; Parameciidae. The record is from the annotation of a GenBank genome assembly.